Messenger RNA from Trichogramma pretiosum, 872 nucleotides. Its product is annotated as haloacid dehalogenase-like hydrolase domain-containing protein 2. The record is from RefSeq and is a predicted model, not a curated record. Gene Ontology annotation, molecular function: phosphatase activity. Gene Ontology annotation, biological process: dephosphorylation. NCBI's taxonomy places the organism in Eukaryota, Metazoa, Arthropoda, Insecta, Hymenoptera, Trichogrammatidae. The transcript has a single exon. Bases 80 to 856 code for a protein of 258 amino acids.
AUUCCGCAAAACGUCUGCAAAUCGUGUUUGAUUCAUAGUGAAAAUUUGACAAUUAUCGAGGUAAAAAAAGUCCUAAAUCAUGGCUCAAAAAAUUAAAUUAGUAUUAAUAGAUUUAAGUGGAACGUUGCAUAUAGAUAAUUCAGUUAUUCCGGGAGCAAUCGAAGCAUUGAAAAAAUUACGAGGUUUAAAUGCACAAGUCAAAUUUGUCACAAAUACCACUAAAGAGUCAAAAAAUAUUCUUCACACUCGCUUACAGACCCUGGGUUUUGACAUAAAAAAAGACGAAAUAUUUAGCUCGUUGGGAGCCGCCAGAGAACUGGUGAAAAGUCGAAAAUUAAAUCCACUUUUACUAAUUGACGAUGCAGCAUUGGAAGAUUUCACCGAUAUAAUCGACGAAAAACAACCAUCUAAUGCCGUGCUCGUAGGUUUAGCGCCGGAAAAAUUUAAUUACAAGUAUCUUAAUGAGGCAUUCAGAUUGUUAUUAGAGGGAGCGCCUCUAAUUGCUAUUCACAAGGGUCGCUAUUAUAAAAAAUCGGAUGGUUUAGCUCUGGGACCUGGUGCAUUUGUUCAAGGAUUGGAGUUUUCUGCUAAUGUCAAGGCUGAAAUCAUUGGCAAACCGUCUGCCAAUUUUUUCAAAAAGGCCUUAGGUAAUUUUUCUCCUGAAGAAGCUGUUAUGAUAGGGGAUGACGUAAAUGACGAUGUAGCAGGAGCGCAAGCUGCCGGUAUUAAAGGAUUUUUAGUGAAAACUGGAAAAUAUCGCGUCGGAGAUGAAAACACUAUUGACCCGGUGCCUGCCAAAGUCUGUAAUUCAUUUGUAGAUGCUGUAGAUAUGAUACUUCAAAAUAAUGAUUCAUGAUUUUUAAAUACACGAA